This is a messenger RNA of Daphnia magna, 1337 nucleotides long. RefSeq names its product N(G),N(G)-dimethylarginine dimethylaminohydrolase 1. NCBI's taxonomy places the organism in Eukaryota, Metazoa, Arthropoda, Branchiopoda, Diplostraca, Daphniidae. Bases 100 to 930 code for a protein of 276 amino acids. Gene Ontology annotation, biological process: positive regulation of nitric oxide biosynthetic process; arginine metabolic process. The record is from RefSeq and is a predicted model, not a curated record. The transcript is spliced from 6 exons. Gene Ontology annotation, molecular function: dimethylargininase activity; amino acid binding.
CCUUAAAAGAAGCGGCCAUGUUGUUUGGGUUUUGACAGACCCAACCCGCAACCAUAAUAACAACAAUCCAUCUCAAAUCAAUACCGGCACACGAAAAUUAUGGCGAACGCUUUCCGAUUCACGCAUGCCAUCGUGUGUCGUCUGCCAGAUUCUUUUGAAAAAAAUGCUGGUGCUACAAGUAACUUCAAUCUCGGCCUGGCCAAAGAGCAACAUGCCGCUUAUGUCAGCACUUUGAGGAGAUUGGGUUUAGACGUAAUUGAACUUCCCCCAGAUGAAGCUCUACCUGAUUGUGUUUUCGUGGAGGAUACAGCGGUUGUUGUCAAUGGAACUGCGUUAAUAACAAGACCUGGUCAGCCAAGUAGACAGAAAGAGGCUAUCAUAAUGAAAGCUAUUAUCCAAAAAGAAUUAGGUUUACCAACAGUUGAAAUCAGUGAUCAGAAAGCUACAGUUGAUGGAGGUGAUGUUCUCUUCACAGGCAAAGAAUUCUUUGUUGGAAUCUCUGAGCGCACAAACCUCAGUGGAGCCCGUGCAGUUGCAGCAGCCUUUCCAGAGUACCCUUGCACUCCAGUGAAGGUUAGUGGAGCUCUCCACUUGAAAAACUUAGUUACAAUGGCUGGUCCAGACAUCAUCUGUGCUAGCAAAACAAAAGACUCUGAAGAAGUCUUAAAGAGGAUGGAAAGAGAAGCAACAUUUCAAUACCAAAUCCUGCGUGUUCCAGAUCGUGACGCAGCCAAUUGUUUAUUCAUCAAUGGAACCCUAAUUCAUCGUACGGGCGACGAAUUCCAAGAGUCAGUCAAAAUCUUCAACGAACUCGCUUGCGACACAUUAGAACUUGACAUUUCGGAAGUAGCCAAGAUAGCCAAAUUACAGGCGGCCUUGACCUGUUGUUCCAUCCUUAUUCGAAAACCCAAGCAUAUUAAGAAUCUCUAAAAAAAAAAGCUUUAAGAAUCCGGUUUAACGAAAUGAAAAAGUUACUCAUUUUGCUUGGUCCGCCAGCCUUUGCAUCGCAACUGGAACACUGCCCAAAUUUAUCCAUCAUUUAAGCGGCCGCAACAAACCAACCCCCAACAUACCCAGACAGCAGCUUUAUUGUACGGCGACAACGCCUUUCAUAUUAAAAAAUUAUUUUGCUUCCGCGGUUUAGGUAGUUAAACAUAUUACUAUCUAUGUAUGAUCUGAAAAGAAUCUUGUAUGUAGUCACUUUGGUCGCCAUUGACCAUCUUUCCAAAUAGUUCCAUUCCAUAAAUUUUACAUUUCUCUUCUUGCCUCGCUCUUUGAAUAAUCUCAUAGUAAUAUAUAUUUCUAUUACAGUACGAAUAAACCUACUUCAACCGCAA